AUGUCCGCCCAAGAAGAAUUCAACCAGCUGGUGAACAAUAACCGUUCCCGCUUCACCUCCCACCCAGAAGACCACGACCACGACUCAGACCCUCACUUCUCAGACGACGAACCCACCUCCCGCCUCCGCUCCCGCCAAACCGUCGACUCAUCCGACGAAGAAGCCGACGACAUGGUUUCCUCUCGCACCGCCAACACAAACUACCACAUCCCCAACACUGUCUACGAGGCCAACACAGGUCCCAAGGGCGUCAUCGCCGACGCCCAGGCCUUCGAGCGCGCACGAAAGAAGUCCUUCCGCCGCACUCUCCUCAGCGCUGCGGGGCUCGACUCAGACAGCCCCUCCUACAGCUCGUCUACUCGCGAUGACGUGCCCCUCGCCGGCGGCGAUCAGUCCUCUGCUAGCGAGGACGACGACGAGGCCCGCUUCAUGCGGAAAUGGCGCCAGUCCCGUAUGCACGAGCUACAGGAUCGGAAUAGUCGCCGUUCCAGUCCGCGGGGUAGACGGUUUGGAUCGGUUCAGACUGUUGAUGCGGUGGGGUACCUUGAUGCUAUUGAGAAGGUGACUUCUGAUACUGUUGUUGUUGUCUGUAUCUACGACCAAAAGUCUGAUGACAGCGCUAUGGUCGAGGAAUGUCUUGUCACUAUCGCUCGCAGACAACCUACUACCCGCUUCGUUAAGCUGCACCAGGAUAUCGCGGAGAUGGAUCACAUCAAGGCCCCCGCUCUGCUGGCCUACCGUGGCGGCGAUGUCUUUGCUACCAUCAUCGAUGUCCUGCACAACAUUCCUCGCGGCCGCAGCUGCAGUGCCGACAGUCUUGAGGACUUGUUGAAGUUGAACCAUGUGCUAUGA
Penicillium vulpinum is the source of this 852-nucleotide messenger RNA. RefSeq names its product phosducin family protein. The transcript is spliced from 3 exons. Bases 1 to 852 code for a protein of 283 amino acids. Gene Ontology annotation, biological process: regulation of G protein-coupled receptor signaling pathway. The record is from RefSeq and is a predicted model, not a curated record. NCBI's taxonomy places the organism in Eukaryota, Fungi, Ascomycota, Eurotiomycetes, Eurotiales, Aspergillaceae.